Messenger RNA from Xyrauchen texanus (razorback sucker), 1896 nucleotides. Its product is annotated as protein brambleberry-like. The transcript is spliced from 12 exons. The record is from RefSeq and is a predicted model, not a curated record. Lineage: Eukaryota; Metazoa; Chordata; Actinopteri; Cypriniformes; Catostomidae. The coding region runs from base 1 to 1836 and encodes 611 amino acids.
AUGGGUCUGUGGUUGCUGCUGUUGUGGGUGUUGAUUAUACAGUACGGUCAGGUGGAUCCUUUAUUUGACUGGCUGAAGAGCCCUGCACCAGCUCCUUCCCCUCCACAAGAACCCAUCGUACCUGUUCUGACACAAGGAGAUGCUCCACCCUUUGAAAUGAGUGUUGCUGAUGAGAAGUUUCUGGCUGAGGCGAAGCAAUUGGAACUCAGUCCUCUCGACAGCUGCCAUUUUCGGGUUGUUGCUCAGCUGAAAGCAACUUGCAGUGGCCUGUCAGAGGAGCAGCUGGCCAAACUGGGUGUGGCUUUGUUUAACUGCCAAUCCGAGGUGGAGGGUCGCAGAACUUACCCUUGUACUGAUGAAAUGACUAUUAAAGAGUGCACAGUGGACAUGGAUGCAGACACAUGGAAUGCAUAUCAUAUUGUCAGUAAUCGUGCACGCUCUGUGUGUUACGCCACACGCCAGCAGCACUUCCGCAGACGUGCAGAAUUAACCGUAAACAGCCUGAUCUCCACUGCGACUAGUCAACUGGACGCCAUGAAAGAUCUAAAGGAAGGUCAGAAAGAACUGAGGGAUAUUACCGCUGCCUCACUAGACAAGCUGCUGGUGGGUCACAGUGCUCUGCAGAUCCAGCAGGGGGUGUUAAAGGAAGGACAAGAGCAGCUGGACAAUUCGAUCAGUGAGAAUCUGCAGAGACUGGCGCAGGAGAAAGCUCUCAUAAGCACUGGGCAGCAGCUGGUGGCACAGCUAAUUCAGGGCAUCACACAGAGAAUGGAGAAUGUUAGUGGCCAGCUGAAGGAUCAGGCCGCAGAAGUUCAGGACGGACAUCAGGCUAUUCUCAAUGACCUUGCUGUGGUCCGAGGAAGUGCUCAGGACAUAUACGAAAACAUGGAGCGGAAUGUGAACGGGUUCCUGCAGCAGCAGAACACUACGGCUCAGUUUUACUCUGAGCUCAUGAGUAAACUGGAGCGUAUGAAUGGGACACUGGGGUACAUGCUGACGUAUUUGGACAACAUGCAGAAUCGACUCGAGGACAGACUGCACAUCAUCCAAGGCUAUCUCGGAUGGGCAGGCUUGAGCUUGCGUGCUCUGUGGACGUGUGUGACGCAUACUGGUUACUUCCUGUUGUCCGCGGUGCUGCUGUCCUUCCUGCAAUGCACCACAUUCUCCCGCAUCUCUCUGCUCUUCACCGUGCCAAUCAAUGCAAUCGCAGAGAUCAACCAGCAGUCUGCACUUGACCUGGUCUCGCUCACUCUACUGUUGUUCACACUUUCACUAGGUCGCUGGUUUUUGCUGCAGGUGAUGAGGGUGUUGUCCAAAAUUAAGGGUCUGACCUGCAGCCCUCCCUCUCUCCCUAUAGGCCCUCCUAAAGAGAAGACACCUGAAAGAGCGAUAAAAUCAACUGUGUGCUGCCCGGCAUUAUCCUCCACUCCUGUACAAAAUGACCCAGACUGUGAUUUGGAGGUGGAGAGCUUCAUGAUGGGUGAGCCGUGCAUACUGGCUGCGUCCCCGUCCCAGCUUCACGGCCCACAGAAGUUUACGCGUCACACUUUUGGCACACCAAACCAUUCAACCCCCAGACUCAAGAAUCGCCACAGCAUUGGAGGAGCAGUGUUUGAGACUGUUCCUCAGAGGAACCUGGGAGGUGCGUUGGAGAUAAUUAACCACUCACAAAGCUCAAGUCCCAACCAUUCUCUCGUCAGCAACAGCUCAAUUUUAGGUCGUCCUCUGUGCGGCGGUACCACCCGACUGGGUCAGCCAUGUAAGAAGAGAGCUGUGGUGGGUCAGGACUUCUGUAGGGUACAUGAAGGUGGCUACACAUCCUACAGUCGUCAAUGAAAUGGAUUUCUCUUCUGUUCAGUUGCUAACCUUUCUGUUUUCAGAAGGAUUUACACUAUA